Molecule: messenger RNA, 2829 nt
Organism: Vanrija pseudolonga
Lineage: Eukaryota; Fungi; Basidiomycota; Tremellomycetes; Trichosporonales; Trichosporonaceae
Gene: Pga5
Product: Pepsin A-5
Exons: 9
Coding region: 1-2829 (942 amino acids)
Biological process (GO): proteolysis
Molecular function (GO): aspartic-type endopeptidase activity
Source: RefSeq, a predicted model, not a curated record
AUGGUGGCCGUGUGGCCGCUCGCCCUGCUCGCCCUCGCGGCCGUCUCGCGUGCCGCCGACACUGGCCCGCAAUCCUUUCCCCUCCGCCAGGUGUCGCAGCGAGAGAACCACCCCGACCCGGCCGUCCGCACCGCGUUCGCGCGCGACGAGACGCUGUACCGCCGUAUCCGCUUCGCGUCGCGCCUCGGCCCGGACGAGCGCGCCGUGCUGGAGCGCGAUGUCGCGCGCCUCGCCCGCCGCCGUCGGGAUAUGCAGACCACGCCGCUCCUCGACUACAACUUUGACAUGGGAUACGCGGUUGCCAUGUCCGUCGGCACGCCGGCGCAGACGUUCGACGUCGUCGCCGACACGGGCUCGCACGACCUCGUGCUCUACGACGUCGUGUGUGCGGCGCAGUGCUCCGGCCGCCCAGUCUUCGACCACACCAAGUCGUCGACGUUUGUCAACCUCCAACAGGAUGUCUACCAGGCGUACGGUACCGGCGAUGCAAAGGGCGUGUUCGUCACGGACAGGGUAGUUAUAGGCGGGUACUAUGUGCAGACGCAGCCCAUCGCACUUAUCACGUCGAGCACAAUCGUCCAGUACAUGGGCUCCGGCAUAUCCGGUAUCAUGGGCUUUGGGUGGCCGAGCGUCGACAGCACGCAGACGGGCGACACGUUCAAGUCGCCCACGCCGAUGUGGCAGGCUCUCGCGGUGAGCUCGUGGACCGACAAGCAGUUUGGCAUGUGGCUUGGACGCACCAACGUCGACUCUGCGCACAUCAGCAACGACGCGUUGGUGGGCUCGGUGCCGGGGAUGGGUGACCUGUCGCUUGGUGGGCUCAACACAUCGCUGUACACUGGCCAGGUGUCAUACUACGACGCCAACGUCCAGCAGUGGUGGCAGAUCGCGCUGUACAGCUACACUCUGAACGGCAAGGAGGUGGUGCUCGGCGGCGGAGCGGGCGUGGCGGCCGUCAUCGACUCGGGGUCGACGGGCAUCAUGAUGCCACAGCAGUGCGCGGCAGCGUUCUACGGCGCGAUCCAGGGCUCCAUCGCCGUCACGGAUGCGAGUGGCAACCCGAACGGACAGUGGGCAGUGCCGUGCAACGCGAAGGCAAGCAUCUCGUUCAAGUUUGGCGGCGCGAACCAGCCGUCGUGGAGCAUGAGUGCGGCUGACGCGCUGCGGUCGUACGCCACGAGCCAGCCGACCAUGUGCUUCGGCAUUGUGCAGACGGGAGACUGGCUCCUCGGCGCGGCGUUCAUGAAGAACGUGUACACUGCAUUCCGGUACCAGCCGCCCCAGGUGGGCUUUGCGGCCCUGGCCCCAGCGUACAACUACCAGAGCACGAACGGCGGUGGCAAGGCAGGCGGGAGCGGAGGCGGAAGCGGCGGCGGCGGUGGAGGCAACGGGGCCAAGAGCCACGCCGUGCGCCGCGGCGCACUGCCGACCUUCUCCGCCGUCGUCGCCAUGGCGAUGCUGCCGUGGUUCGGCGCGGCGGUCCUCUCGCUCGAGUCCCGUCUCGACGACGCCCGCACAAUGCAGGCCGGCUUGCUCCUCGCCCUCGCUCUCGUCGGCAGCAGCGUGUUGGCCGCGCCAACGCCUUCUCCCCCCCGCCAUGUCGAGGCAGUACGCUCUGUAACGCUAGAGCACGCCCCCGCCCCCCGCCACCUGCACGCCGACAGCGCCGUGCGCGCCGCCUUCCGCCGCGACGAGGCACUCCGCGCCCGCAUAAAGUACGCCCCGCUGCUCGACGACGCCGAGCGCGACGUGCUCCGCCGCGACCUCGCCGCUGCACGCGUCGCCCGGAGGGAUGGAACGGAACGCGUGCCGCUCACCAGCUACAUGUAUGACACAGCAUACCUGGUGACCAUUUCAGUGGGAACACCACCGCAGGAGAUCCAGGUCAUCCCCGACACGGGCUCGUCGGACCUCUGGGUCUUCUCCGACCUGUGUACCGACUGUGGCGAGCGCCCCGUCUUGUUCCACUCGAAGAACUCUUCCUCCUUUACCUUUUCCGGCAAGUGGCGUAACCAGUCUUACGGGUCAGGCGAGGCGUCUGAGCAGCUGGCCAAGGACACGGUCUCGCUCGGCGGAUGGACGGUCGAGGACCAGGACCUCGCCUUGUUCGCGAGUGGCGACGUCGCUGCUGUGCUCCGCGCCCCGAUCGGUGGUAUCAUGGGCCUGGCUUGGCGCUACCUCGCGGCGGAGCACACCGCGCCGUGGUGGCAGAAUGCGGGGCCGAACUGGCCAGAGCCCGUCUUUGGCUUCCACUUUGGCGACCGUGGCGCGGCCGGCAACCUCUCGGCGCACGACACGACCGGCAUCGUCCCGACCAAGACGAACGCCGGGUCGCUCACGUUCGGGGGCCUGGACAAGGCGCUGUACACCGGCGACGUGCACUACAUUGAGAGCACGCGCGACUGGUGGCGCAUCACGCUCGACGGCCUCGCCGUCAACGGUCACACGAUCAACGUCACCAACGUCUGGGGAGACCUUCCGUCCCUAGCUGUCGACACGGGCACGUCGGGCAUCUUCCUGCCCCGCCAGUUCUGCGAGGAGAUUCUGGACCAGAUCCCCGGGGCGUCGGCCAGCGGCGACGACUACUUCAUGCCCUGCGACACCAAGGCCGAGUUCGAGUUGACGUUUGACGGCGUAAAGUACCCCUUCCCCGCCCAGAAUCUUGUCGGUGGCAAGGUCACUGGCCAGAGCAACCUGUGUGACUCUCUCCUCAACCCCGCUGUCUCUCAACCCAUUCUUGGCCUCUCGUUCCUCAAGAGCGUCUACACCGCUUUCCGGGCCGACCCACCAGCGGUUGGCUUUGCAACCCUUGCCCAAGCUCACAACUAG